Molecule: messenger RNA, 711 nt
Organism: Hansenula ciferrii
Lineage: Eukaryota; Fungi; Ascomycota; Saccharomycetes; Phaffomycetales; Wickerhamomycetaceae
Gene: PRE3
Product: proteasome core particle subunit beta 1
Exons: 4
Coding region: 1-711 (236 amino acids)
Cellular component (GO): proteasome core complex
Source: RefSeq, a predicted model, not a curated record
AUGAACGGGAUCUCUGUGGAUAUCAAUCACUUGAAGAAAGGUGAAGUCAACCUUGGUACAUCUAUUAUGGCUGUUAAGUUCAAGGAUGGUGUGAUAUUAGGUGCUGAUUCGUAUGUUCUUAUAUUGCAAAUCGGUAAGUUAAAUUUUAUUAAUUCCAAACAAUUGAUGGUCAACCAACUAACAACCAUUCCCAGUGUCACAGAUAAAUUAACUCAAAUCAAUGAUAAGAUUUGGUGUUGUAGAUCAGGUUCUGCAGCAGAUACUCAAGCAGUUGCAGAUAUUGUUAAAUAUCAUUUAGAAUUAUAUACUGCACAACAUGGUAAACCACCUUCAGCUAAAAUAGCAGCUUCAUUAUUACAAGAAUUAACAUAUACAAAUAAAGAUGCAUUAACUGCAGGAUUAAUUGUUGCUGGUUAUGAUGAAAGAUCUAAUGGUGAAGUUUAUAGUAUACCCCUUGGUGGUUCAAUUCAUAAACAACCUUUUGCAAUUGCAGGUUCAGGUUCUUCAUAUAUUUAUGGUUGGACUGAUGAAAAUUAUAAAGAAGAUUUUACAAAAGAAGAAGCUGUUGAUUUUGUUAAAACUGCUUUAACUCAAGCUAUUCAAUGGGAUGGUAGUUCAGGUGGUGUUAUAAGACAAGUUAUCUUGACAAAAGAUGGUAUUGAACGUUUAGUUUUCUUUCCAGAUGAAUUUACAAAACCAAUUAAAGCUUAA